Hyaena hyaena (striped hyena) is the source of this 5029-nucleotide messenger RNA. It is a transcript of the gene ZNF541, whose product is annotated as zinc finger protein 541. Gene Ontology annotation, cellular component: histone deacetylase complex; transcription regulator complex. The transcript is spliced from 15 exons. The record is from RefSeq and is a predicted model, not a curated record. Gene Ontology annotation, molecular function: transcription corepressor activity. Bases 652 to 4509 code for a protein of 1285 amino acids. NCBI's taxonomy places the organism in Eukaryota, Metazoa, Chordata, Mammalia, Carnivora, Hyaenidae. Gene Ontology annotation, biological process: negative regulation of DNA-templated transcription; regulation of transcription by RNA polymerase II.
CCGCACUUUCUGCACGGCGGCCUUGCACUCGCCUUAGCUUCCAGGCCUCCUGCGAAACAUCCGCUUGCCUCCGACAUAGGGGACCCAGAUUUGCACCUGAUAUUUUUUUCCCAGCCCUCUUCCCCCACUCUCCAGCAAAAAUCCCUUUUCGUCACCAGUUCUCCCCCAGUUGGCUUUUCCCAGCAAAACCCCAGGUCCCCUUCCCUAGGAAAGAAAAUAAGGAAAGGAAGCAAAAAUAACUCCCUUACAGCAAAACCCCCUUUCCCAUCUAGAUCUCCCCGGUUUAGUAUUGCUUUCUUCCUUCUUCCAAAAAUCGCCCACCUUUGCCUGACUUUACACCUGCGUGCUUGCUUCCUUGGAGACCGGAGAUCUGAAUGCCCCUUCUUUUCCAUCACCUGCUUUCAGGGCAAAAGAAGUUGGGUGAGUGUCCUGAAUUCACUACCCAGAGUUCCAGGAGGAAAUAUCCAGGGGUGUGACGAUCACCCGAAUCCCCUCCCCGUGGGCACUAAACUGGGCCCUCCUGUUUCCUGGAGAGUCCCUCCUUUGCCCUUCGCCUGGGAUCAGACAUCACCGAGAGCUUCUCCUCCCCGACUCACGCGGCCUUGCUCAUCGGGAGAGGAGCUGUUGGCCCAGACCUGGCCGUGACGAGCCAUGGACCAGUACAGCCUUGGGGACGAGGGCGCCCUUCCCCCGGAGAUGCACCUCCCUUCGUUUCCCGAGAGCCAGGGGCUCAACUGCAGCGACAGCCUCGACCAGGACCUGGGCCCCAGUGCCCGAGAGCUGCUCUACGCCGGCCUGAGUGGCCUGGGCCUGGACCCCGGCCUGCCAGCCCCCGACAUGCCUGGCGAGGCACUGGAGGACAACCUGGACAGCCUGUCCCUGUACUCGGGCAAGGACAGCGACGCCGUGAAGCUGCUGGAGGAGUAUGCAGACCCAGAGCCACAGGCGUCUCUGCAAGACCUGGGGCUGGGCGCCCUCAAGGUGCCGAAGGAGGCAGACGAAGGUGGCAGGGCCACGUCGGGGAGUGCUCGGAAGGGCAGGCGGCAGCACGCAUCCCCUCAGAACCCGCUCCUCGACUGCAGCCUGUGUGGGAAGGUGUUCAGCAGCGCCAGCUCCCUCAGCAAGCACUACCUGACGCACAGCCAGGAGAGGAAACACAUCUGCAAGAUCUGCGGCAAGGCCUUCAAGCGCCAGGACCACCUGACGGGGCACAUGCUCACGCACCAGAAGACCAAGCCGUUCGUGUGCAUCGAGCAGGGCUGCAGCAAGAGCUACUGUGACUACCGCUCACUGCGGCGCCACUACGAGGUCCAGCACGGCCUGUGCAUCCUCAAGGAGGCCCCCCCGGAGGAGGAAGCCUGCGGGGACUCCCCUCACGCCCACGAGGCCGCCGGCCGGCCGGCCCCCGGGGGCCCGCGUGCCCCUGCGCCCCCGGAGGCCCGGUCCCCUGGCCCCCUCUUGCCCAACCGGGACCUCCUGCGCUGCAUCGUGAGCAGCAUCGUCCACCGCAGAGCCCCCUCCCCUGGCCCGGCCGCCGCGGGGCCUCUGGACGGCGGGGAGGACAGGAGUGCGGCUGGGCCCUCCUCCUCCUGCGCGCCCGUGGGCAUGCCGGGGGCUCCCGACGUCCCUGAGGAGCUGUGUCCCCUACGGAAGGAGCCCUCCGCCGCCGUGUUCACGGCCGUCCACCCGAGAGCCGUGGAGAACGGGGGCACCGAGCCGGCCGAGCCCGAGCCGCCUGUGCUCCAGCACCAGGCCGCCCUGGAGGGCUGGCCCGAGGGCGGCCCGCUGCCUGCCCGCCUGCCUCUGUUCCGAGGCCAGACAGUCCCCGGCGGCUGCCAGCCGUCCAGCCACAACUUCCAGUGGCUCCGGAACCUGUCCGGCUGUCCCGCGAGCAAAGGGAACAGCGUGUUCGUUGUCCACAAGCCGCCUCCGGCGCUGUCCCGGGAGGGCUGCGAGGCCGGCCCCAGGCCCAGCGGCACGUCUCCUGCGGGGGAGCCCUUGCCCGGAGCGGGCACCGGUCUGGAGGACACGUCGCCCUACCCUGCGGCGCUCCUGAAGGCGCCCGGGGAGGCCUCGGGCGACCCCAGACACGCUGGCGGGGACGACGACGCCUGGGGUUCCAAGAAGAGCAAGCUCGACUGCGAGCCCUUCUCGUGGCAGAGCCCCGGGGCGCCCGGCCUCCAGGACGCCCACAGGCCCGGCGGCCUCCCGGCAGACGCCACGCCGCUUUUCCGGCAGCUCUUCCUCAAGUCCCAGGAGCCCCUGGUGAGCCACGAGCAGAUGCAGGUGUUCCAGAUGGUCGCCAAGUCCCAGCGGAUCUUCUCGCAGCUCCCCGGGCCCGAGGGCAAGCAAACCGCCCCGAAGCCCCGGCCGCAGCCGCCCCCGCUGCCGGCGGCUGCCCCUGUUGACUGUCUCCGCGCUGGCCCCGGAAACCCAGAGCCGGAGGGGUCCCCGGCCCGCAGGAGGAAAGCCACGCCCGCCUUCCCCAGAGAUGCCUCCCCGGGCGGCUCCCGGCGGGACACAAAGGGCCGACCGAAAAUGACCCCUGCUCCGCCGUCCCUGGCGGCCUCCUCCCUGGACCCUCCCGGGGACCCAGACAUCACGUCUCUGCCCAAGAAGCUGAGAUCCACUAAAGGGACCUUGGACCUGGGGGACAUCUUCUCUCCAGGGGCCCCCCGUCAGCCCCCGUCAGGUGGGGAUGAGCCCCUCGGAGCCCCGCUCCCGGGGAAGCAGGCCCAGGCGGAGGAUGGCGCAGCUCUGGGGGCCGCGAAAGGUGAGAAGAGCCAGGCCUGCGCCCGGGGCGGAGGCUACAGGCUCUUCUCCGGCAACCCCAGGUCCCAGCGCUUCUCUGGCUUCCGGAAGGAGAAGGUGAAAAUGGAUAUGUGCUGUGCGGCCUCCCCGAGCCAGGUAGCCAUGGCCUCCUUCUCGUCAGCCGGGCCUCCGGCAGACUCCCCCCAGGACGCGAAGUCCAAGCUGACGAUUUUCAACAGAAUCCAGGGUGGGAAUAUCUACCGGCUACCCCAUCCGGUGAAGGAGGAGAACGCGGCAGGUGGAUGUAACCAGCAAAAUGGGGGCCCCGCAGACUGGCCAGAGCUAGGGAGCACCUACGUCUGCAAGAAUUGCAGCCAGAUGUUUUAUACGGAGAAGGGGCUGGGCAGCCACAUGUGUUUCCACAGCGACCAGUGGCCGUCCCCUCGAGGGCAGCAGGAGGCACAGGGACAGGACAGAGACGGGGAAGACAGAGACAGCAAGGAGGGCAGCCAGCAUAGGAAGCGGAAGAAGCGUCCCCCGCCUAAGGCGCCGUUCGGGCCCCCUCCGCCCUCUCCCGUCGGGGAGCCGGGCCAGGGAGGCUGUCACCAGAGCUGCCUGCGGUCUCCCGUGUUCCUGGUGGACCGGCUCCUGAAGGGGCUGUUCCAGUGCUCGCCCUACACGCCGCCGCCCAUGCUCAGCCCCAUCCGCGAGGGCUCUGGGCUGUACUUCAACACGCUCUGCUCCACCUCCGCUCGCUCCGGGCCCGACAGGCUCAUCGGCGGCGUGAUUGAUCAAGUGGAAGGCUCUUUUGGCAUCUGCAUGGUAAAGGAUGACACCAAGAUCAGCAUUGAACCACACAUCAACAUAGGAAGCCGGUUUCAGGCUGAGAUCCCAGAGCUCCGGGAGAGGUCGCUUGCUAGAACGGAGGGCCAUGUAGCUCCUCUGGUCUGGAAGCCGUGGGGAGAUGUGACGACCAACCCGGAAACACAGGACAGAGUGACCGAGCUCUGCAACGUGGCCUGCUCCAGCGUGAUGCCGGGAGGGGGCACCAACCUGGAGCUUGCCCUCCACUGCCUGCACGAGGCCCAGGGCGACGUCCAGGUCGCCCUGGAGACCCUCCUACUCAGAGGACCCCAGAAGCUGCAGGCCCACCCACUGGCCGACUACCGCUACACAGGUUCAGACACCUGGACCCCCAUGGAGAAGAGGCUUUUCAAGAAGGCGUUCUGCACCCACAAGAAGGACUUUUACUUGAUACACAAGACGAUUCAGACAAAGACGGUAGCCCAGUGUGUGGAGUAUUAUUACAUCUGGAAAAAAAUGAUCAAGUUUGACUGUGGCCGAGCCCCAGGGCUGGAAAAGAGGGUCAGGAGAGAGCCAGAGGAGGCAGACAGGACAGAAGCCAAGGUCACUUGCAGCCCUCGGGAGAGACCCAGCCACCGCCCCACUCCCGAGUUCAAGAUAAAGACCAAGAGUUACAGGAGAGAGCCCAUUCUCAACGCCAGCCCCAACGCCGGCCCCAAGCGGACCCCUGAGCCGCAGGGGAGUGUGGAGGGCCAGGGCGUUUUCCCCUGCAGAGAAUGUGAGAGGGUGUUUGACAAAAUCAAGAGUCGAAAUGCCCACAUGAAGCGACACCGGCUUCAGGACCACGUGGAGCCCAUCGUCAGGGUGAAGUGGCCGGUGAAGCCCUUCCAGCUGAGGGAGGAGGAGGAGGAGGAGGAGGAGAUGGGGGCCGACGUGGGCCCCCUGCAGUGGUGAUUCCUGGGCGGUGAGCUGGGGCGGGGCAGCGAGUGGGGAGCGGCUGCCACCCUGCCCCUUGGCCUCUCUGGGAGGUCUGGGCCCCCCUCUGCCUCCCGCCCCCCCCCCCCCCCCCCCCUGCCCCUCAGAGGCCAGCCAUAAAUCAUCCAGAGAAGCUCCAGGUCCCCAGACCGAGGCCGUGUCCCUGCUGGCUGGUGCCAGAGGCUUCGUGCUCUUUAGGUUCAUAGUGUCUCCCCACUCCCAGAGCAGGGGGGCUUGCGGAGGGAGCGAGGCAGAUCUGGGUAGCUCUGAAAUCAUAGCCUCAGUUUGGGGGUUUGGUUACAUUUGUUAGAUAAGGCCAAGACGUCGAGAAUCAGUGGGAAAAUACCUUCAGAUCUCCAACCUGUUGGGGCCCCUCCCCAGGGGCGUCUCUCUGCAUUUCAGAUUCAGUCCAGAGUCUUGCAAUGACUUGUACAUUGUUAGGGUUUUUUGUACGUGUCGACUUGUAAAUCUUAUUAAAUUGGGUUCGUGAACCACUGUC